This is a messenger RNA of Penicillium odoratum, 663 nucleotides long. RefSeq names its product rhodanese-like domain-containing protein. The coding region runs from base 1 to 663 and encodes 220 amino acids. NCBI's taxonomy places the organism in Eukaryota, Fungi, Ascomycota, Eurotiomycetes, Eurotiales, Aspergillaceae. Gene Ontology annotation, cellular component: mitochondrion. Gene Ontology annotation, molecular function: thiosulfate-cyanide sulfurtransferase activity. The record is from RefSeq and is a predicted model, not a curated record. The transcript has 2 exons.
AUGGCAGCAUUACCAUCCGCAAUGCGGCGCUCAGUCGCUACUCUCUCCUCAAAAACUCUGAAAGCCCCCGCCCGCCAAAUUCCUUCCCUGUUCCCGGCUUUCCAAACAGGAUCUCACGCCGCAACCAACCGAGGCAUCACUUCUCUAUCUUCAAGACGAGGAACAAACGCGCUUGCAGAGAGAUCAACCUGCAAGUCCCAAUAUCAGACCUCAUCCCGUCCAUUGGGUCAAAUCCGGUGGAGCAGUAAUGAACCCGCAAGCCUACGACAGUGGGGAUUCGAAGAUAUCAACACUACCCUCCCAAGCACUAACGUUUCUUCGCCAACACAUACCCCCAUUCUAAUCGACGUCCGUGAACCUGCUGAACUUACCGCUACCGGUAUUAUUCCCACGGCCAUCUGUAUCCCGCUCGCUUCCCAGCCUGAUGCGCUCUACCUUACCGCCGACGAGUUUGAGACCCGUUUUGGGUUCCCCAAGCCUUCUGUGGGUAAGAAUCAGAAGAUCGUGUUUUAUUGCAAGGCUGGUGUGAGGGCUCGGGCUGCGGCGCAGUUGGCUGUGCAGGCGGGGUACGAUCCCGAGUCUCUUGGGGUUUAUGAUGGGAGUUGGUUGGAUUGGAAGGAUAAGGGCGGGAGAGUGGUGGCGUGGGAGGGGGAUGAAUUUUGA